Rotaria sp. Silwood2 is the source of this 1215-nucleotide messenger RNA. The record is from the annotation of a GenBank genome assembly. NCBI's taxonomy places the organism in Eukaryota, Metazoa, Rotifera, Eurotatoria, Philodinida, Philodinidae.
AUGGCGACGGAUAAUAAUAGUUGGAUUGCUGAAACUGUUGGCGAUUUUAUUCAUUCACCAAUAUGGGGAGCUCCUAUUUAUACAUUUAUUGAAGCAAAUUGUGCUACUUUUGAUUAUGAUGAUGAUGAUGAUGUUACAGAGGAAGAUGAUAAAACACCAUCAUCAUCUAUGGAAGAACAAAGGAAUAUUUAUCAACAAUAUCAACGGCUUGUUGAUGCAUUAAUUGAAGGUCUUGGUAAAGAUCUCGAUUUAGAUCAAAAUGAAUUAAAAAAAGUUUGUCAAUUACCAACAUCUAGUGAUGCUACCGGUAUAAUUGAUGAAUCAUUUGAACAAUUGUAUGCAGCAAGAGACUUCCAAUUAUUCCAAGAAAUGAUGAGAAGAAAAAAUUUAAUUCUUCAAUUACAAGCACUUGUUACUUUGCAAUUACAAUGGGGUUUAUUAAAACACAGUGAAACUGGAGAUGAUCUUGUUCUUUCACUUUUAUUACAAGCUACAUCAUCACCUUCACAACAUGGAUCAGGUAAUCUACCAACAGAAACAAUUGAAAGACCAUACUUACAGGACAACGAAGAUAAACACCAUCAAAAUACUGUUGUUGAUGAUGAUGAUGAUGAUGAUGAGGACGUUGUUGUUGUAAAACAAAAACAACCGUCACCAUCACGUAAGAAACGAGAACCAAACGAACCAAAAAAAGUAUUUAAAGAGGAAUAUCGCUUACCUGAUCUUCGACUUAAAGGUGGACCAGAACUUGAUGCCAAAUGGUAUAGAGAUCUUCAACAAAAAACUCAAAAGAGAGACGACAAUGAUGAUUCAAAUGAAAAUAAUGAAUCAAAAAGAACAUCUACACCUCAAACAAUUGGUGCUAUUCCUGAAGAAGUACUUCGUGAUAAAUUGCGUGAAUUAACUGUUCGUACAAAAUCAUCAGUCGAUAAUGAAGCAGCUACUGCUAUAGAAUCACGAAAGAAUUUUCUUCAAAAACAACGUAAUUUAAUUGUAAAUAAGCAACGUGAAGAACGUACACGAGAUUUAGAACAACAAACACCUAAUCCUCGACCACAAUCAGCUGCACAUAUUGCACGUAAAGCUAUGGCUACAACGAAUAAAGCAAAUGAAAAUAAACCAGAACAACAAUCUACACAAAUACCUGAAGAUGAAUUAAUCAAGCGACGAGCUAUGGCUGCUAAACUUAAACGUGAAGUUGUAGACAAGCGAUAA